Molecule: messenger RNA, 3850 nt
Organism: Paramormyrops kingsleyae
Lineage: Eukaryota; Metazoa; Chordata; Actinopteri; Osteoglossiformes; Mormyridae
Gene: sema4ab
Product: sema domain, immunoglobulin domain (Ig), transmembrane domain (TM) and short cytoplasmic domain, (semaphorin) 4Ab
Biological process (GO): semaphorin-plexin signaling pathway; neural crest cell migration; axon guidance
Cellular component (GO): plasma membrane
Molecular function (GO): chemorepellent activity; semaphorin receptor binding
Source: RefSeq, a predicted model, not a curated record
GAAGUGCUUCUUUCAGUGCUUUCGCCCCAAUAACUUUAACCAAUUUCUUUGUAUUUAAGUCGCGAUUCAAAAAACGGAUGUCGUGGUUCUGCUUUUCGGGAAACGUUCUGGUUUUGCCGGAUCUACCAAGUCUCGCCACUUCCGCAAAGUGGGUGAAAAAGUGGAGACACCAUCUCUCAUUGUGCUAGCGAGACAGAUACGAGAUGAUGCGGUAAUAUGCAUUGUAGAUUUGUAAUUUCAUAUUCAACCGCGAUCCGCAGGUCUUACCGCCUCCUCACCUAUCCGUUUUGCGGCUCUCUCACGUCAGAUUGCUGUUUUCGGGCAAAAUUCGUAUCUUUAUUUGCGCGUCUAAUAUAGACUCCGUCGCUACGCGGCGCUCUUGUGUUUCUGUAGCUAUAGGCAAACCAGGUUUGAUCAGCCUUGGGGUAGAUGUUUCACGUCGCUGGCAGAAGUAGGAGCGCUUCUGCCUCGAAAAGUAGCACAGACGGCUGGGACAUGAGCGGUCGAGACUCGGUGGCUGAAAUUUGAGCUGGUGGGGGGGGAAAAGAAGGGGGGAAAAACGAUCAAAGGGGGCUGAAGUGCGGGGGUAAGCCGAAAGCGUGAAAAAUGCGGGGUCUCCAAAUGCGGUGAUACACAGCGCUUUGGGCAAACAGCAGAUGCGAUGACUAUAGGUGGCAGUCGGAGGAAGUGGUAACGCUGUGUCUCCAAACCCUGGCAGAGAUCACUGUGACGCACCAACCCCCCAUCACACGGAAGCACCCAGAAAGCCUGAGUACCAGCGUGCCUCGCCGCAUUCCUCCCGUUGGGACCACCAUGGCCGUCCGCUUACUCUUCGUCCUGGUCCUUCUGGGCCACCUAGAGGUCUCUGUGACAAAGCUGGUUCCUCGGCUAUCCUUCCCCUUGGGCAGCCCGGGUCGGUCCAUCACAAUGUUCAGCAGCCCCGAUGUCCAGAACACCACGAUGCUGUCGCUCAGCGAUGACAACAAUACGCUUUUGGUGGGUGCACGGGAUUCCGUGCUGUCAUUGGACGUCAGCCGGACGGGUGUCAUGGAGAUGAAGAGUAAGCUUGAUUGGUCACCAUCUUCCAAGCAACUUGACGACUGUUCUAUGAAGGGCAAAAACAAGGCAGACUGUCACAAUUUCAUCCGAGUCCUGAAUUCCCUGAACGACACUCACGUGUACGCCUGUGGAACUCACGCCUUCAGCCCCCUCUGCACCUACAUAGACUUGGAGAAGAUCCACCAAACUGCCGAGCUCAACGGCAAGUCCCACGAUGGCCGGGGACGCUGUCCUUACGACCCCUAUCAGAAGAACACGGCCAUUGCUGUUGCUGGGGAGCUGUACACUGGAACGGUGGCUGACUACAGAGGAAACCGCCCAGUUAUCUCCCGCUACCUGAGCCAGGGUAACCAUGCCGACCUGAAGCUGGACGACACCAUGGGCUGGCUGGAUGAACCCACCUUCGUCAGCUCGGAGUUCAUCCCCAGCGAGGACAAAGUCUAUGUGUUUUUUAGCGAGGUGGGCCGGGAGUAUGAAUUCCUUGAUAAAAUAGUCGUGUCCCGCGUCGCCCAGGUCUGCACGAGUGACAUCGGAGGCCAGCGUACCCUGCAGAGGCGCUGGACCACCUUUGCCAAGGCACAGGUGCUCUGCAAGAACAGGAACCAGCUGCCUUACAAUGUGAUUUUGGACAUAGUCAGUCUCCCGCCACCAGAGGGCGCCUCAGAAGAUGAAAUGCUCUUUUAUGGCAUCUUCGGCUCACAGUGGUUUACGGGACAGUCAGCGGUCUGCACGUUCCAGCUGGGGGACAUAAAGACUGUGUUUGCGGGGAACUACAAGGUGUUGAACAGAGACACCCUGCGCUGGGGCUCCAAGGUCCAGGACAAAAUGGCCAGUCCUGGACAGUGUGGGCUUCACAAUGCCAGUGAUACAACCCUGAGGUUUGUGAAGGACAACUUCCUGGCAGACCAGGCCAUACCCCCCGCAAGCCACGGAUUGACCAUGGUGUCCCCCGACCGCUACACCAACAUCGCGGCCCAGAGGGUGCGGGGGGCCAGCGGCAAACACUACGACGUACUCUUCCUGCUCACUGAAUCUGGCUUUCUUCACAAAACAGUGCUGUUAGAAACAGGCCCUCGAAUCAUUGAAGAGAUCCAGGUGUUUAAGAACCCACAGUCUGUGAAGAAUAUCCUCCUCUCAGACACAAAGGGUGUGGUUUUUGUGGGCUUUUCAGAGGGUGUCGCACAGGUCCCCGUGUCAGACUGCUCCUUCUACUCGAGCUGCGCCGAGUGUGUCCUGGCUCGCGACCCCUUCUGCGGCUGGGACAGGUCCCAGAUGGGGUGCGUCGCAGUGUCACCCGACCGAGACGACCUAGGACAAGACGUGGACGAGGGAAAUGUCAUGGGUGUGUGCACCGGGCCUAAAUCCAGAUCUGGUCUGGACAAAUCCACCGCAGCAGCGCAGCUGGUCCUCGUGUCCCUGAACAAGGCGGUGACCCUGCAGUGCCAGGGGGCUUCCCGUUUGUCCACUUUGGACUGGCACUUGCCGUCUGGCCGCUCCCACGACGACUACCUGUGGCUGCCGGGCGGCGGCCUGCAGUUCCUGGCUACACCGGACGCGGUCGGCAACUAUACCUGCUACUCGGAUGAGAACGGCCACCGGCAGACCGUCGUUGUGUACUCGGUGAAGCUGAAAUCCAGCCUGACGCCACGCGGGUUUAACCCCGCCCUCUCGCAAGGCCUGCCCCUCACGACAUCGCCGCGCAGACCACCGCUAAGACGGCCCACAGAGGCGAGGCCGACAACCAAAGGGGGGGCUCUGACGAGCGGGCCUAUGGGCACCACUGCCAUUCACAUAGGGGCUGGAUCCACAGAGAGCGGGGAUGAGCAGGAGGUCCAGCAGAAAAACCGGAACCUGACCACGCUCAAGCAGCCCCAGCUGAUCGAAGGAGACUCCUCCCCCAAUGUGGGUCAACUGCCUUUGGCCAAUGAGAAGACCUACUACCGCGAGCUGGUGACCGUGUCUGUGCUGCUGUCCCUGACGCUGUGCGCGCUAAUCCUGACGGCCCUCUAUGCGGUGCGGCCUCGAGCCCGUGGCCUGCAGAUCUGUCCUAGUGUAGAGCCCGGCAGUGCCAGCCAGGAGCGGACCCCACUCAGCGGCGACCCGCCUCCCUCCGUCCUGUGCAAACAGAACGGGCAGCCGCAGGACAAGUCCCUGGCAGUGAGCAACGGGGCACUGCGGAGCUCCAACGGACACCUUCCCAACACCCCCUACGAGUGAUGGGGCCUCACGGAGCUCAAUGCAGAGAACCGGACUUGUGACCAGUGAGGUCUCUGCAGGAACUGAGCCGUCACCGAGACUGGAGGGGAGCUGGGGGAGAGUGAGCUAGCUUCAGGGAGAGACUCCUCUACAGGCUAAAACAAGCAUCAGCUCUCAUCAUUUAGACCUGGAGGAAAGAGCCUUUUUAGCUAAAUUUUCUCUUUUUCUAAAGCGAGAUUGCAUUUUCAUUAAAAACAUCUGUGGUGGUACUGAGUUUUUAUUUUAAAUUUUUUUCCAAGCUUUUCCUUAUCUGGUACGAUCUUUGUAUUUUGUCAGUUUGUCAGACUAAAAAGUAUUAUCUUUGUGAUGAACAGAACUUUUAUUGCUUUAAUGCUAAAGCUUGCCAAAUCUUUUAUGUAUUUUAAGUUAUUAAAAUUUGCCACUUUCGGAAUCUAUUUUAGUAUACAGCUAUGGAGAAAAGAACAUUUUAGGAAGUCAUUUUUAAACAUGCUUUAUUGAUACAAUUUAAAAAGUCUAUUUUUAUACAUUUGACAUGAUCUCUGCCAAAUAAAGGUCAAAAUAAAUUCACAGGGAA